GGAAAAUUCACAAUUCAAAGUGGGAAAUCUUCAACAAAGCUGUUUAUUAAUUCUGACAUUGCUGAGAUAAAUGAAUUCAAAGAAAAAAUGUCAAAAGAUGUUAUGUCUACAACAUCAUGUGGUUCUCAAUUGACUUUGUCAAAUUGUACCCAAGUUUCUUUGGAUCAUAUUCCAUUUGAGAAUCGCAAAAACAAUUUCCCAGCUGUUAACAUCAUAUGAGGAAACAAGGUGUUGUAUAUAUGCAACAAUAUGUGCACUUAAAACUGAGGGUCCUUGGUGGUAUCUAGCCUGUCCAGGAUCAGGAUGUGCUAAGAAAGUAAACUACUACUUGAACCCAGAAACUGAAGAACUAGAAAUGGAUAAGUUCUCAUGUGAAGCAUGCGAGAAAAUUGUUAGUUCUACAAAAACAAGAUAUCAGGUUCAUUGUAAAGUCUUGGAUCAUACAGGAACAGCUUCUUUUCUCAUGUUUGACAGAGAAGUCAUUCAACUAAUUCACAAAUCGGCAUAUGAGUUGUUGGAGCAACAAGUUCAGUUCAACAAUGGGAAUGAAUUACCUCGAGAACUUCUAGCUUUAGAGGGUCGGGAGUUUGUCUUCACAGUGUACAAACCUGAAACAUCCAAGAAUUACACACCAUCUACUUUUAAAGUAGUUAACGUCACGGAUGACCCUGCCAAAAUUUUAAGAUUUCAUAGUGAUGAUGCCAAUGAGAGUGACAUUCCUGCCAUUGGUCCUCAUUUCUCAAACUCCACCGAGACCACUACGAACUUGGUCAAUGAUGUUUUGGAAGAGUCUAACAAUUCUACAAGUGCUUCCACAGAAUCAGCAUCAACUCCAACCACAAAGCGACCCAAGUACACUAGCAAUUGAAGAUUGUGUGCCACAACUUUCUUCAAAGAAACUUAAAGGAGAUGUUUCACUUUUAGCUGAAGAAGAUGGACAACUUUCAUCAACAAAAUCAAAACCAAAAGUUGGGUAUGUGACUAAAGAUCACUCUGCAAAACCUUCAUCUACAAAACAGAGAAAAACAGCCAACCUCAUUCCAAAAAAGGAGAAAAACUGAUGAUUUAUCUUCUCUGUUUUUAGUUUCAAGUAUCCACGUUCUCUACUUUUUUAUGUUUUUAUGUACAUGUUUCUUAGGUCUAAGCUUAGUCUACUUCAGGUUUCAAAACAUGCUAUUGUGUUUAUUUCUAGGUUUAUGUAAUUAUUUAUUACUGAUUUUUAUUUCUUCUUAGAUCAGCUGCCUUGGAUUUUUAUUAUAAUUUUUAAA
Messenger RNA from Raphanus sativus (radish), 1268 nucleotides. RefSeq lists its product as uncharacterized. The transcript is spliced from 7 exons. Lineage: Eukaryota; Viridiplantae; Streptophyta; Magnoliopsida; Brassicales; Brassicaceae. Bases 356 to 868 code for a protein of 170 amino acids. The record is from RefSeq and is a predicted model, not a curated record.